This is a messenger RNA of Elephantulus edwardii (Cape elephant shrew), 972 nucleotides long. RefSeq lists its product as uncharacterized. The record is from RefSeq and is a predicted model, not a curated record. The transcript has 6 exons. Bases 1 to 972 code for a protein of 323 amino acids. Lineage: Eukaryota; Metazoa; Chordata; Mammalia; Macroscelidea; Macroscelididae.
AUGGGAAACGCCCGCGCCCUGAGGCCGGGCCACGCCCUCUCCCGCCCGCCGCUGAGAUUGGCCGGGGCGGACGCUGCUGGCCACGCCCCGCCCCGUCCUGGGAAUCCCGCGGGCGGGAGCGCGGGGUGGGGCCGAGGUGACCGCGGCGCACGGAAGGGGCUGCAGGGUCCCACGCGCCCACCUGCUCCGAGCCCCGAGCCCGCCCGGCUGGCCCUCCCGCCUCGGACCACUGACCCACCUCCUCUGAUGACCGAUGCCAUCAUCUGCACACUGACCGAGGGUGCCUUGUUGCAGACCGAGAGUCAGCUCCUCUCCCACGUGGCUGAAGCUGCGACCUUGGAGCAUCCCCUCCCCAAGGUGCCCCGGGAUUCAAAGAACAAGACCAUCGUCGGCAUGAGACACCACUCAAGUGUUUGGUCCAACCAGCUGUCUGCAGAGCCGCCCUGGCUGCAGGGGCUCCUACUGCUCCCGCGGCUACUUCUGCUGUUGUACUGCUUCUACGAGUGUCACUGCUGCCUCGACACUGCGGCUACUGUCCCUGACGCCUGGUGCUACCCCUACUCCUACUAUAUCACUGCUACUACCACGACCUCCACCACUAUUACUGCUGUUAGUUACUAUGUGGCUCUGGUGGUCUGGUCAGUACCGAGCUGCGCUGCCAACACAAAGGGGGUUCCAAUCCAGUGCUACCCCAUGGGAGACAGAACUACCUGGGAAAGAAAGCAGGCAGACCCGGGAGUGUGGGAUCCAGGACAUCAGUGGAAGGACAGCAGACUGGAGGUGGUCCUGUCCAACCAUGAGAUGGGCAAGACGGUCUGCUGGAAGCUGUGCACGGGCAAGCUGGGCGUUGCCCUGAAGGUAGUGGUUGGAUUUGGCCUUUUCUGGGCCGUCUUCUUGAACACUGGGGCUGGCAUCCGCUGGGCAGCAGAGGGUAUUGGGGGUCUGAAGAAAGAAAAUUCCUUGUUCAGCUAG